Molecule: messenger RNA, 2588 nt
Organism: Pseudoliparis swirei
Lineage: Eukaryota; Metazoa; Chordata; Actinopteri; Perciformes; Liparidae
Gene: acads
Product: acyl-CoA dehydrogenase short chain
Exons: 9
Coding region: 868-1878 (336 amino acids)
Biological process (GO): butyrate catabolic process; fatty acid beta-oxidation using acyl-CoA dehydrogenase
Cellular component (GO): mitochondrion
Molecular function (GO): flavin adenine dinucleotide binding
Source: RefSeq, a predicted model, not a curated record
AGUGAAAGCCGCGGGCGCGCGCAGAUUAAACAGGCGUGGGUGCAAUUUACUCAAGGACUGCGCGGGAGCGCGCCUCAAAGUCCGUGAGCACUUCUCUUAGACACUUCCGGGUCACUCGGAACCUUCCUGACCGAAAAGGACGAUUCCAUAACUGGCUCUCACUUCUUGCUCCCAACGGCCGUGUUUCCGACGGCACGUGAAGGCAGCAGUGCUCUUCGUAACAGUCAUCAAUCUGAAGAGGAAAGGAGCCAUGGCUGCACUGUUCUCAGCGAGGAGAGGUGAGGGGGACAAGAGGAGGACACGAGGAGGACACGAGGAGACACGCGAAGGACACGAGCAGCUUUACCCAGCUCUCUCGUGGAGUUACACACCGGAGACACCGCUAUGCGACACAGCUAGCCCCUCCGCUACGAGCUAGCCGGCUAGUUCUGAUCAAUAACUCUAUUAUCAGCUGUCGAUUCCUGAUCGGUGAUGGUGAUUAUUGAUUAAAAACAGUCGAACAAGAAGUGUUGUUGGUUCACACGGGGUUGACACCUGUCACACGGAGAGGAAGGUGACGAGGAGGAGGAGGACCUUUCACCUGCAUAGCAUCCAGCGAACUGGAGAGCCGGUGGCCUGGCCGUGUGUCUCUCUGGCCGGCGCCGUCUCUCCCAGCUGGCGGAGCUUCCUGAGACUCACCAGCUGCUCAGACAAACGUGCCGAGACUUUGCCGACCGGGAGCUGGUCCCCAUCGCAGGCCGGCUGGACAAGGACCACGCCUACCCUGCUCAACAAGUACACACACACACACACAGGGCCGCUAGUCGAGUGGCGCUCGGCGCUCUCUGACCCUGAGCGGCUCCGCUCCAGGUCCGGGCCUUGGGGGCGAUGGGGGUCAUGGCCAUCGAGGUCCCAGAGGAGCUGGGGGGGGCGGGCAUGGACUGCCUGGCCUACAGCCUGGCCAUGGAGGAGGUCAGCCGCGGCUGCGCCAGCACCGGGGUGGUGGUGUCCGUCAACAACUCGCUCUACAUCGGGCCGAUCCUGAAGAACGGCACCGAGGAGCAGAAGAAGAAAUGGAUCACACCGUUUACCACCGGAGAGAAAGUGGGCUGCUUCUGUCUCAGUGAGCCAGGUAACGGCAGCGACGCGGGCGCGGCCUCCACCACGGCGCGUGAGGACGGGUCCGAUUGGGUCCUGAGCGGCACCAAGGCGUGGAUCACCAACAGCUGGGAGGCCGCCGCCGCCGUCGUGUUCGCCACCACGGACCGCUCGCUCCGGCACAAGGGCAUCAGCGCCUUCCUGCUGCCCAUGCCCCACCCCGGCCUGUCGCUGGGCAAGAAGGAGGACAAGCUGGGCAUCCGGGCCUCGUCCACCGCCAACGUCAUCCUGGACGACUGCCGGGUCCCCAGGGACCACAUGCUGGGGCCCCGGGGGGCCGGAUUCAAGAUCGCCAUGCAAACCCUGGACAGCGGGCGUAUCGGCGUGGCGUCUCAGGCGCUCGGCAUCGCUCAGGCGUCUCUGGAAUGCGCCGCCAACUACGCCCACAAGCGCACGGCGUUCGGGGCGCCCAUCGGCAAGCUGCAGGCCAUCCAGUUCAAGCUGGCUGACAUGUCCGUGGCCGUGGAGAGCGCUCGUCUUCUCACCUGGAAGGCGUCUCUCCUCCGAGAUGCAGGGAAGCCCUUCACCAAGGAAGCAGCCAUGGCCAAACUGUCUGCGUCUGAAGCCGCCACCUUCUGCUCCCACCAGGCCAUCCAGGUGCUGGGGGGGAUGGGCUACGUGACCGACAUGCCGGCCGAGCGUCAUUACCGGGACGCUCGCAUCACGGAGAUCUACGAGGGAACCAGUGAGAUCCAGAGGCUGGUGAUCGCAGGACAGGUGCUGAAGGAGUACCAGACAUAGAGGAGGAGCUUCAUGGGGAGGAGGAGCUUCACAUAGAGGAGGAGGAGCUUCAUGGAGGAGGAGGAGCUUCCCUCCAGAUGAAGGUAUCAUGAAGGAGGUUUAGAUCAAAGACCACAAUCCAGAAGGACUUUAACCGAGUACGUCUCUGGUUUAAAGGGGCAGUACGCCUUUAUUUAAACACGUUUAAAAUAAGACUUGAAGCCACCCACUGCAGAACGUUCCUGAGGUUCUUCGUGUCCUGAGGUUCUUCAUGUUCUUCACCCUCACAGUCCUCCACUCUGCAUGUAUUUAUUUUCAUAGUCAUAUUUGUUAGUCUCCUGCCUGCCACUUUAAAGCAGUAAACAAUGUAAUGCUGCAUUUCUAUAAACAACAACAGGUUUAUUUGUCACUAAUAAAAUCAGAUUAUUAACUUAUUUUACUUCAGAACCUUUUAUUUAAAAAUAUAUAUAUAUAUUUGGAGAAUGCCCCCUAAAUCUCGUGAAUACGAUUCACGCUGUGAUUUGAGUAAAUAAAAAACAUUUUAAUUUAAUUUUUAAAUAACCGCUGAGUUGCAGUGAGCGCGUUUGACCGGCAGAGGGCGUCAGAGAGCCGGCGGGAUGGUGAGAGUUCAUCCCGAGCGGCUGUGGUUCACCUUGUGCCUCCAGAACUUGUACAUAUCUGUAUGUUAUUUAAUAUAUGCAGAUAAUAAUAAUAAAAACACAAUGACGGGA